AGCGAGUCUCCCCGAGCCGCAACGUCGACUGGCCGCGUUUCGUAACACGUUGUACUUCACUUCAAAUCGGAUUUAGAUCCCAGCGGAAGAUUUUUUUUUGUUUUUGUCUUCCUCUGUAACCGUACCGGUGGAAAGAUCGUGUUGGGUUUGAUUAUCCCUCGUUCUCCGGAGGAAAGGACUCGUGCACACUCGGCCUGGAUAAGCACUCUGGAGAUCGCAGCUGCAGCCCAUUUUCUGAUGGGUACAUACUGCGGGGUGACCCACCAAGAGGGCAGCGAAUUAUCAAGAAGAGACAUAAACUGUGGAUAAAUGAAGACCUGUUAGGUUUUUUUUUUUUUCUUUAAUAAAUCUGUUGUUAUAGGUUUGUUAAACAAAUGUACACGUGGAAUAAACGUGAACAGUAACUGAUACAAGCUCAGCCCAGAGAGAAGAACCUCAACGUAAAGCAGUCAGCAUGAGCGCCGAAGGAUAUCAGUACAGAGCUCUUUAUGACUACAAGAAGGAGAGGGAGGAGGACAUUGAUCUGCAUUUGGGGGAUAUACUGUUGGUAAGCAAAGGAGCUCUGGUGGCUCUUGGGUACACUGAUGGUUUUGAGCAGAGACCGGAAGACAUUGGCUGGCUACCAGGCUUCAAUGAAACCACUCAGGAAAAAGGGGACUUCCCAGGCACGUACGUCGAGUACAUUGGGAAGAAAUGGAUUUCUCCUCCUACGCCAAAACCAAGACCUCUGAGACCUUUACCUGUAGCUCCAGGCGCUAAGGCAGAUGGAGAAUCGGACUCGGAACAAGGUUUCAGUUUGCCAGACCUGACAGAGCAGUUUUUGGUCCAGGAUACUGCCCCACCCAUGCUGACCAGACUGCUGGAAGCCAUUGAAAAGAAAGGUCUGGAUAACCCCACUUUAUAUCGAACAUUUACUGCCGGUGCUGGACUUGAAGUCAGACAGUAUUUCGAUUGUGAUGCACCAUCUGCGGACCUGGAUCAGGCCGAUCUCCCGGUCCUGUGUGAUGGUCUGCGUAGGUACCUGCAGGAUUUGCCCCAGCCCAUCAUCCCCACUGCAAUACAGCCUCAGAUGGUGCACACCGCCAAAGAGGUGGUGAACCCUGAGGAAUGUGCCCAGCUGCUACGUCGCGUCGCCAGCACCCCAAGCCUGCCUCCCCAGUACUGGCUGACUCUUCACUGUCUGCUCAGGCAUUUCGCCAGAGUUUGCCAGAACGGCUCCAAGAACCUGCUGAACGCCAGAUCACUGGGGGAGAUUUUUAGCCCCGUGUUUUUUAGACCGCAGCCCACCAGUUGUGAACCCAGUCUGGACGCUCACAUCAAGAUCAUUGAGGUCCUGGUGACCAGCGAGUGGCCUGAAAGUCGAGCUGCUCCAGCUCUACCUCCAAAGCCACCCAAGUCCACAUCUGUUAUUAACAACGGCAUGAACAACAACAUGGCUCUGCAGGACGCUGAAUGGUACUGGGGAGACAUUUCUCGUGAGGAGGUCAAUGAGAAACUGAGGGACACUGCGGACGGUACGUUUUUAGUCCGAGACGCUUCGACAAAGAUGCACGGGGACUAUACUCUGACUCUGAGGAAAGGAGGAAACAACAAGCUCAUUAAAAUAUUCCACCGGGAUGGGAAGUACGGGUUCUCAGACCCGCUGACCUUCAGCUCCGUUGUUGAGCUCAUCAACCACUAUCGCAACGAGUCGCUGGCUCAAUACAACCCCAAGCUAGACGUCAAGCUGCUGUAUCCCGUCUCUAAACACCAGCAGGAUCAGGUGGUGAAGGAGGACAACAUCGAGGCCGUGGGGAGGAAGCUUUGUGAAUACCACCAGCAGUACCAGGAGAAGAACAAAGAGUACGACCGUCUCUACGAAGAGUACACCAGAACAUCACAGGAAAUUCAAAUGAAACGCACAGCGAUAGAAGCUUUUAACGAAACCAUAAAGAUAUUUGAGGAGCAGUGUCAAACACAAGAGCGGUACAGCAAAGACUACAUCGAGAAAUUCAGAAGAGAAGGCAACGACAAGGAGCUUCAAAGAAUCAUGGGCAACUACGAGAAGUUGAAGUCGAGGAUUAGUGAAAUAGUUGACAGCAAGCGCAGACUGGAAGAAGAUCUGAAGAAGCAGGCAGCAGACUACAGAGAGAUCGACAAGAGGAUGAACAGCAUCAAACCGGACCUUAUCCAGCUCCGAAAGACCAGAGACCAGUACCUCAUGUGGCUGACCCAGAAAGGAGUCAGACAGAAGAAACUCAACGAGUGGCUGGGAAUCAAGAACGAGAACACGGAAGAUCAAUAUUCUAUGGUGGACGAUGACGAAGACCUCCCCCACCACGACGAGCGGACCUGGAAGCUGGGGAACAUCAACCGGCUGCAGGCAGAGGCUCUUCUUCAGGGCAAGAGAGACGGAACAUUCCUGGUUCGAGAGAGCAGCAAAGCAGGAUGCUACGCCUGCAGCGUCAUCGUGGACGGCGAGGUGAAGCACUGUGUCAUCAACAAGACCCCUACAGGCUACGGCUUUGCUGAACCAUACAACCUGUACGGCUCCUUAAAAGAACUCGUACUCCACUACCAGCACACGUCCUUGGUCCAGCACAACGACUCUCUGAAUGUGACGCUAGCAAACCCCGUUUACGCCCAGCAGAGACGGUGAAGACUUGGACGGCCUCUCAUGGAUGCAGAUAUUUGAGGACUCGGAGCCUGGAGAAGAAACAAAAAAAAAAAGCGCCCCUGAUGCCUGACUCGGACUUGAAAAGCCUGGAACAUUUCAGAGACUUUGACCACGAGCCUGAAUGUAGAUUUCUCUGUUUGUUGCUUUUUGUGGGAGCCGAGCAGAAACUGCUGCGCUCCCCCAGCGGAGGACUUCCGAGGCCUUUUCCUGAUGGUGCUUGCUCUUUUUUUGAAGCUUUACCAGCCGGAAUGUUGAAUCGCAGCAGAUUAGUACUCUUCAGAUGGAUCUGUACUCACCGGCCGCCACUUCUUUUGAUUUUCCACAUCGUGUGUGUGUGUGUGUGUGUGUGUGUGUGUGUGUGUGUGUGUGUGUGUGUGUGUGUGUGUGUGUGUGUGUGUGUGUGUGUGUGUGUGUGUGUGUGUGUGUGUGUGUGUGUGUGUGUGUGUGUGUGUGUGUGUGUGUGUGUGUGUGUGUGUGUGUGUGUGUGUGUGUGUGUGUGUGUGUGUGUGUGUGUGUGUGUGACAGAGUGAAAGACUGUCCAUGUGACCAAAAUUCAGCAUCAGGAACGUUGGAGACUGCGUAACGCGUUGCCGUGUUACCUGUUCAGGAGCAGACCAUGGAUCGGCUGAAAAAUGUAGCAAAACAGCACUUUUUAAAAAAAACUUGUUUUUUUUCGUUUGUUUUUUUCUUGGAGAGAGAAAAAAAACUUCCUCUAGACUUGUACGAGAAGAGCAUCUUGCCUUUUUACCUGAGCGUUACAGCGUAGACGCAAACUGUGGGCAAACGGACUGGUGAGUUUAUGUACAUAAAGAUGAAACUGUGCAGUCAUGAAUCAAUGUGCACCGUACCAAAAAGAAGAUCAGUUCCUGUUUAGUUAAUUCUGAUCUGCUAUGCAAUUCUUCCUCCAUUUUUUUUAUUCAGAACUGUUUCUCUGUUGCAACCCACAAUAUAAGCUUGUUUUAUUGCUUGAAAACUUAUUUUCUCUGUGUAAAUAUCCAAGAAGAUAUUUAGUUAUAAAAAUGCCAAGACACAGUGAGAAAAAGCUUAUGAUUUCUAAAAAAAAUGAUAAUAGAAGCAUACAUCUUAUGACAAAUGACUUUAAUAGCUGGUAUGAUGAUGGAAAUGUUUGUUGUUUUUUUUUUUUUUGUUUUUUUUUUUGCUCCAGACUGACGUCCCUCUCAGGGAGAGCCUUCGGAGUGUUUGUGCUGCUUCCCGGCAGCAAAGCGACGCGCAGUUCCGCGUCUGCGCGCUCAGAAUGGGCUGACGGGAUUGUACGACCCAUAUCACCACCCAAAAAUAACCGCAGGAUAGAUUUAUUUUGUUAUAAAAAAAAAAAAAGAUAAUGCUCCCAUAUGAGAAUAUAAAAUCACUUCACAGUUAGUAUUUUUCUGUAUCAGAAAAUCACUGUUUACAUCGGUGGAUCGGCUCAUUUCACAGAGUGACUUCAGGUUUCAAAAGCUACAUUUUGAAAUCUGAGGUUACGGAAACCGUCACAGCUGAGCUACUGUCUCCUUCCCCACAUUUAGAAUAAACCUUAAAUAAUAUCCGAAACGACUACAGCCCUCGAGUGUCGGAUGUGUUCAUGUUCUGGGUCUCUGAAAAUUGAAUUGAAUUCAAUUGAAUUAACGUGGAAAAAAAAAAAAGUAGAAUUAAACCAGCUGAAGCUGGAAGGCGUCCACGCGUGGGUGUCACAGCUGUCCAGUAAAAUCUGUAACCGAUGAGUCGUGAGAGCGUUGAUGACACGCGGUUGUUUGAUCUUCACCGGCACAUCAGACUGUCGUACUUGUUCUUCUCCUGGUAAUGCUGGUGAUAAACAAAGCUUCCUCCCCACCGCCUCCAUCCUUUGCACACCGUUGACACGUGGAGAAGACUGCGCAAGAAAAUCUUUCAGUAUUAGUUUCAUCAUUUAUAGUUUCCUGGUGCAGAAAUGCUCAAACUACGGUACACACAGCUGAUUUAAUAUGUUUAAUAUGUUUCUGAAGUACUUGAUCACAUAACUGAUCUGAAAUCUAAUUAUCUUCACGCUCAGAAACGAUGUUUAUUGAUCACAGACGUGUAACAUCUUUUCAACUUUGACACUUAAUUUUAUUUACCUCCAAACAUCUGGUGGCACAAGCCUCAUUUUUUCUUUUGUUUUCCCUCUCCCAGUUCUGGGUUGUACAAUUUUGGUUGUCCUUUUUAUUUUUCAUUUGAAGCUCUUUGUGUCCCGCCCACGAUUGAAUUGAGCGUUCCCAGUGUUCCCCAGUUUGGCUUCAGAUCUGUAUUGGGCUUUGUUAAAAAUGAAAUAAAACACUUCUUUUUAAGAAA
Molecule: messenger RNA, 4963 nt
Organism: Cololabis saira (Pacific saury)
Lineage: Eukaryota; Metazoa; Chordata; Actinopteri; Beloniformes; Belonidae
Gene: pik3r1
Product: phosphoinositide-3-kinase, regulatory subunit 1 (alpha)
Exons: 15
Coding region: 455-2638 (727 amino acids)
Biological process (GO): insulin receptor signaling pathway; phosphatidylinositol phosphate biosynthetic process
Cellular component (GO): phosphatidylinositol 3-kinase complex
Molecular function (GO): protein binding; 1-phosphatidylinositol-3-kinase regulator activity
Source: RefSeq, a predicted model, not a curated record